This is a messenger RNA of Gloeophyllum trabeum ATCC 11539, 1356 nucleotides long. RefSeq names its product acid protease. Gene Ontology annotation, biological process: proteolysis. Bases 1 to 1356 code for a protein of 451 amino acids. The record is from RefSeq and is a predicted model, not a curated record. Gene Ontology annotation, molecular function: aspartic-type endopeptidase activity. The transcript has 6 exons. NCBI's taxonomy places the organism in Eukaryota, Fungi, Basidiomycota, Agaricomycetes, Gloeophyllales, Gloeophyllaceae.
AUGGGAUCCAGCUCGGAUUUAUGGGUUGCGGGGACUGGAGUGCAAAGCACGAGUACCGGGAAGACGUCAGGAGUAACCUAUGUGAAGGGGUCAAUAGAAGGUCCUGUUGAACUCGCCACGUUAGAGUUUGCGGGAUACACGGUGAAAGAUCAAGCCUUCAUUCUCGCCCCGCCCAGCAGUGACAACCCUGCUGGCACAGGUUUAAUAGGCCUCGGACCGAACAAUGGCUCCAGAGUAUUCGAAGCAUUGGAUCGCGAAGACCAGGGCGAUGCCGUCCUGGACCGGCUCUUCCGACAAAACACCUCCACGCCGAACUUCCUGUCCGUCCUUUUAGGGCGCUCGGAUGACCCGACGGACACCUUCCCUGGAGACCUUACCGUAGGAGAGAUUUUGCCGGGAUACGAGGUUAUCUCGUCCCAACCGAAGCUUACUGUGUCGAGGGUUUCGAUAUAUGACACUGGAGACCAGCAUUGGCAGACCCUGGUGGACGCAGAUGGGAUUAUUGGCUCCAACGGAAAGGUGAUAUCCGUCACUACGGGCGUGAACACUACGAGCAAUGCCAAACAACUCACGGCGGUGUUCGAUACGGGGUUCACUUUGCCUCAGGUACCUGCUGCCGUUGCGCAAGGCAUAUAUGGUCCUAUAAGCGGGGCGAGACUACAAAACAUCAGUGGACUCGGUGAAUCGUGGACCUUGCCCUGCACUGCGGAAGUGAACGCGACCUUCAAAUUCUCUGGUGUUAGCAUCCCCAUACACCCGCUAGAUCUCUCGAUGUCGGACGCUUUGUCGGACAGUUCUCGUUGCUUGGGCACUUUCCAACCGAUUUCCGAUGAUGCCCAGAGUCCAUCCUAUGAUAUGAUCCUUGGGAUGGCUUUCCUACGAAAUGUUUAUAUCUUGAUUAACUUUGGCGAUUUCGUGGACGACUCCGCCGCAGCCGUCGCGGACCCAUAUAUCCAGCUGCUGCCGACGACGAACGACACCGCAGAAGCGCACAACGACUUUGUCCGCGUACGGUUGAAUCGCGAAGCGAACCCGUCGAACGACACCAGGCGCGCCCCAUGGCGGACCAUUCUUCUGGCUAUCGGCCUAGCGUUGCUAGCCUUGGCUUUCAUCCUCGGCGUUAUCUCUUACAUUCGUCGCCGGAGAGCAGCUAGGGCUCCGGUCGCAGCAAGAGUUGGCGGGUUCUUCAAUAACCAAAAUACAUACGCCCCCCUCGGAACGCCUGCGCCUCCCAUGGCGAUGGAGGUUGUGUCGGGACCUCCGCCUCCCGGUCCUCCUGGAUACAACGCGGGUCAGUAUUAUAACCCGUACGAUGCGCCGCAUCAAACACCGUAUGGAAGACCGUACGGUUCAUGA